Molecule: messenger RNA, 2095 nt
Organism: Fragaria vesca subsp. vesca
Lineage: Eukaryota; Viridiplantae; Streptophyta; Magnoliopsida; Rosales; Rosaceae
Product: cyclin-dependent kinase C-2-like
Exons: 12
Coding region: 166-1716 (516 amino acids)
Biological process (GO): positive regulation of transcription elongation by RNA polymerase II; protein phosphorylation
Cellular component (GO): cyclin-dependent protein kinase holoenzyme complex; nucleus
Molecular function (GO): ATP binding; RNA polymerase II CTD heptapeptide repeat kinase activity; cyclin-dependent protein serine/threonine kinase activity
Source: RefSeq, a predicted model, not a curated record
AAGAAGCACCUAGGGUUUCCUCCGAUUCUCCUUCUUCCAGCUCAAUUGCCAAAUCCGAGAUUGAAGAAGCAGAUAGUGGUCCGUUUGAGGUUGGGACUGAGAGACUUGCUCCAGGUAUCAUCCUCGAAACUUUCUUUUGCUUGUUUGUUACAGAAGAAGGGGGAAAUGGCAAUAGCAGCCCCUGGGCAGCUCAACCUCAACGAAGUCCCUUCAUGGGGUUCCAGAGGCGUCGACUGCUUCGAGAAAUUGGAACAGAUUGGCGAGGGUACCUAUGGACAAGUUUACAUGGCUAAAGAAAUAAAGACGGGUGAAAUUGUAGCUUUGAAGAAAAUACGGAUGGACAAUGAGAGAGAGGGGUUCCCCAUAACUGCCAUACGGGAAAUCAAAAUUCUAAAGAAGCUGCACCAUGACAAUGUCAUCAAGUUGAAAGAGAUUGUGACAUCUCCAGGGCCUGAGAAGGAUGAGCAAGGCAGGCCAGAUGGUAACAAGUAUAAGGGGGGCAUCUAUAUGGUCUUUGAAUACAUGGACCACGAUUUGACCGGUCUAGCUGAUCGACCUGGGAUGAGAUUUUCGGUGCCCCAAAUUAAGUGCUACAUGAGACAACUGUUGACGGGGCUUCACUACUGUCAUGUGAAUCAAGUACUUCACCGGGAUAUUAAAGGCUCUAAUCUUCUCAUAGACAACGAAGGAAAUCUAAAGCUUGCAGAUUUUGGGCUUGCUCGUUCCUUUUCAAAUGAUCACAAUGCCAAUCUCACAAAUCGUGUCAUUACUCUUUGGUAUAGACCACCAGAGUUACUGCUUGGGGCCACCAAGUAUGGUCCAGCUAUUGAUAUGUGGUCUGUUGGAUGUAUAUUUGCUGAGCUUCUACACGGCAAGCCAAUUUUUCCUGGUAAAGAUGAGCCAGAGCAAUUAAACAAAAUUUUUGAGCUGUGUGGAGCUCCAGAUGAGGUCAACUGGCCUGGAGUUACAAAGAUUCCGUGGUAUAACAACUUCAAGCCAACAAGGCCGAUGAAGAGACGCCUCAGGGAGGUUUUCAGACAUUUUGACCGCCAUGCGUUGGAGUUGUUGGAGAGGAUGCUCACACUUGAUCCUUCUCAGAGAAUAUCUGCUAAGGACGCUCUAGAUGCCGAGUAUUUUUGGACUGAUCCAUUACCCUGUGAUCCCAAGAGUCUACCUAAAUAUGAAUCAUCACACGAGUUCCAAACAAAAAAGAAGCGUCAGCAACAACGGCAACAUGAAGAAAAUGCAAAACGUCAGAAACUGCAACACCCACAGCAACAUCGCAUUCCACCCAAUCAGCAAUCUGGACAAGCACAUACCCAAGUACGGCCUGGACCUAACCAGCCCCUUCAUGGUACACAGCCCGUGGUUGCUGGAGGGCCUAGCCACCAUUACGCAAAGCCCCGUGGACCCUCCGGAGGUGCAAACAGAUAUCAAACUGGUGGAAACCCUGGUGGAGGAUACAGCCACCCUAAUCGGGGUGGUCAAGGUGGUGGGGGUGGCUAUGGCAGUGGCCCAUAUCCUGCACAAGGACGGGGUGGUGCACCAUUUGGUACUAGUGGUCUGCCUGGUGCUGGUCCCCGGGGUGGAGGCAGUGGGUACGGAGUUGGUGGUCCAAACUAUUCUCAAAAUGGUCCAUAUGGUGGUUCUGGUUCUGGUCGGGGGUCAAACAUGAUGGGUGGAAACCGCAAUCAACAGUAUGGUUGGCAGCCGUAACUGUUGCUGUGGUUAUUAGAUGUUCUGGUAUCGUGCCGUGAAUCCUAUAUACAAGACAUAUGACCUGGAAUUGUUUUGAAAAUGUAUUUCCAGGUUGGAGAGAAGCGAUGUCCAACUGUUACAUGAUUGCCACAUGAUACUGACUGAUUUUUAUGUAUAAUAUAUUUAGUCAGAGGAUCAAGUUCUGUUAUUGAGUUCGGAAAUAUAGUGCUCGAAGCGGAGAGUAUAUGAAUUCUGUUGGUUGGUAUAUCCUUUGAGCUAUGCAUCUGACAUUGCGCUUAGCAAUUAUGCAGAAGCGCUCAUGUUUUAAUUGUCGUAAGAUUGUGCUUUGUUAGUGGAUGUUUAUCUUAUUUGCAGCUGUGAAAUACAGUAGUUUCAA